This is a messenger RNA of Sabethes cyaneus, 951 nucleotides long. RefSeq names its product cell cycle checkpoint protein RAD1 (gene Rad1). Gene Ontology annotation, biological process: DNA damage checkpoint signaling; DNA repair. The record is from RefSeq and is a predicted model, not a curated record. Bases 1 to 951 code for a protein of 316 amino acids. Gene Ontology annotation, cellular component: checkpoint clamp complex. Lineage: Eukaryota; Metazoa; Arthropoda; Insecta; Diptera; Culicidae. Gene Ontology annotation, molecular function: 3'-5' exonuclease activity. The transcript is spliced from 2 exons.
AUGCUAAAUACAAAACCACUGUAUGAAAAAGGAAUUAUCCGGGACCGUAAGAUGCUGACACAAUCGCAGUUUUCUCAAAUUCAAUUUUCGUCGGUGCUACAUGAAUUUGAAGUUUUUUAUAAUGUUGCAAAGGCGAUUAACUUUGUCGAUGAUUCCAUCAUUCAACUAAGCACUGAUGGCAUGAAAAUAGUGGUUGAGGAGUCCAAAAGCAUUCAAGCGGCACUCUACGUCACCCGAAGCUGCUUUUCGGAAUAUAGAAUGGCCCAACCUAAGCGUAAAAUGCAUUCUAACGACGAUGAUGCUGAAGAUGUAGAGCAACCGGUUGUUUCAUUUGGUCUAAAUUUAAAGGCUUUUACGGAUUGUUUAAGCUUGCUCGUAGGAAGUGGGUAUGAUUCUAACUUGAAAAUAAUCUACAAGGGGGAUGGAGCUCCGUUGGUGCUAAUUCUGAAGCAACACGGAGAUGACGAUUUAGUAACAGAAUGUUCGGUUAAAACUAUGGAACCACUCGAGAUGCUAGAUUUUGAGCUGGACGAGGAGCAGAGCUGUAGCAAAGUAAACGUCAAAGGGCCAGAAUUUUUUAUGCUACUAAGUGAGAUCGAUAAAAACUGUAAUGAAGUAGAGGUGUCUUUAUCACCUAACGAUCCGCAUUUUAAGUUAACCAUCUUCGGAGAAAUCAGUGCAGAGUCAUGCGUUGAGAUUACAGAUAAUAGCGAUAUGUUGAUUUCUUUCCAGAGCUCCACGACUACCACCAAUCGUUACAACUUUGCGCAUUUUAAACUAGUUAUGAGAACAUUGGCUUUGGCAUCGCAAGUUUCCUUGAUUACUAACAGAAAUGGCUUGUUGAAAAUACAAGUAAAAAUUGCAAACCCAGAUAAUUCCGACAUAUUUGUGGAAUAUUUUAUUAUGUCGCAAUGCGAUACAGACGACACUCAGGAUCUAACCGACGAAUAA